UACAUACAUACGUACGUGAAAGUCACUGCAACUGAGGACAAGCGUCUGAGUCGCUUCCGCUGUCUCUCUCUCUUCCUCUCUCUCGAGUCUUCUUCCUUGCUUCACCAAGUUCUAGGGUUUGCUUUUCUUUCUCUUCUCCCAAAUUUAGAUAUAUAGCUUUUUUGAGUUUUGAAAGACAACUCCCAUGGCCAAAACUAGACCAGGCAAAAAGGACUUGGACUCCUAUACCAUCAAAGGAACCAACAAGGUCGUCAGAGCGGGUGAUUGUGUACUGAUGCGCCCAUCUGACACCGGUAAGCCCCCUUACGUGGCGUGCGUGGAGAAGAUCGAGACGGACAAUCGGAGCAACGUGAAAGUUCGGGUGAGGUGGUACUACAGACCGGAGGAGUCGAUCGGGGGCAGGAGGCAGUUCCAUGGCGCCAAGGAGCUCUUCUUAUCUGACCACUAUGAUGUUCAGAGUGGCCAUACCAUUGAAGGAAAGUGCACUGUUCACUCAUUUAAGAACUACACAAAGCUCGAGAAUGUGACUUCUGAGGACUAUUACUGUCGUUUUGAGUACAAAGCUGCUACUGGGGGGUUCACGCCCGAUCGAGUUGCUGUAUACUGCAAAUGUGAGAUGCCAUACAACCCGGACGACCUCAUGGUGCAGUGUGAGGGGUGCAAGGACUGGUACCAUCCAGCUUGUGUGAACAUGACUAUUGAAGAAGCAAAAAACUUGGAGCAGUUCGUGUGUUCUGAAUGCUCAUCUGAUGAUGAUGUUAAAAAGUCGCAGAGUGCAUUCACUGCAUCACCAGGAGUUGAUGCCAAGGUGGAGCCCAAGCGUCGGAAGAGAUGACUGCCUUUGAAGGUAGCGUGGUUUGAGUAUGGACAAAUAAACAAAUCAUCCUUAAGCAUCAUCUACCUUUUGAUUGUCAUUAUGAGUGUUGUACAGCUCCCGGAGAUUAUGACGAAAGCUGUGUUUUGACUACAGUUUUCAAAUGGUCAGUUUAGCUUAUAAUGGAUUCGUUUUAGAUUUAGGAGAUUUCUCUGUACCUUUGACAAUAGAAGAGUGUGUUAAACUUGUGAUCUGUGUGGUCACGUUUACCCUCAUAGUUUCGAGUAGGAUGCAUUGUGGGUCGGGCUAUUGUUGAAUACUAAUUUAAUUUUAACUAGUGCGCAAAUUUUUCUA
Humulus lupulus (European hop) is the source of this 1168-nucleotide messenger RNA. Its product is annotated as chromatin remodeling protein EBS-like. NCBI's taxonomy places the organism in Eukaryota, Viridiplantae, Streptophyta, Magnoliopsida, Rosales, Cannabaceae. Gene Ontology annotation, molecular function: chromatin binding. The coding region runs from base 185 to 835 and encodes 216 amino acids. The transcript has 6 exons. The record is from RefSeq and is a predicted model, not a curated record.